Messenger RNA from Penicillium waksmanii, 1530 nucleotides. Its product is annotated as Sphingolipid C9-methyltransferase 1. Gene Ontology annotation, biological process: cellular response to biotic stimulus. NCBI's taxonomy places the organism in Eukaryota, Fungi, Ascomycota, Eurotiomycetes, Eurotiales, Aspergillaceae. The transcript has 4 exons. The record is from RefSeq and is a predicted model, not a curated record. Bases 1 to 1530 code for a protein of 509 amino acids.
AUGGGUGCUAAAGGUGCUGAGCUCACCAGCGAUAUUGAUUUCAUCAAGACUCCUGCUGCUAAACCCGCCGAGUUCGCAACCGGCGAGGACUGCGGAAUUCCGUUGACCAACUCCGCAGCUAUCCACAAUGCCCCCCUCCCGGCUGAUGGACCCGGAAACGAGGGUUUCUCCAACUACCUCCUCGCGGCCGUGUUGAUCGGUGUCCCUGCCUUCCUUACCUACCUGAUCGGCCAAGGAUGGAAGACCUGGACCUUCUUCGCUAUCGUUCUGGUUCUCCCUCUCCUGGUCGCCUUCUGGACCUACCACUCUACCUACAGCCCCCGCACCAACAGCAAAGUCAAGCUCCCCGGCCGUCCCGUUGAGCACUACAUUACCUUCAAGCGUGAGGAGGACAAGGCCAAAUGGAGUGGAAAGAACAAGGUUCCCCUGGUCACCUUUGCCGAGAUGUAUCUCGACGGUCACGUCACCUUCAAUGGUGACAUCCUCGAGAUCCUGGAAUACCGCCACGACUGGGCAAACUUCUCCUUCACCCCGGAGCUGUUCAAGUUCAUCGUCUUCACUUUCUUCAUCGACGUCCUCUUCCACACCAAGGCCCAGGACGACGCGCAGAUCCGUCCCAACUACGACAGCGGUAACGACCACUACGCCUGGUUCCUCGGCCCUCGCAUGAUCUACACUUCCGGAAUCAUCUCCGACACCGAGAAGGAGGAGACCCUCGAGGAGCUGCAGGAUAACAAGAUGGCCAUCGUCUGUGAGAAGAUCGAGCUCAAGGAAGGCGAGACUAUGCUGGACAUUGGCUGUGGCUGGGGUACUCUGGCCCGCUUCGCCAGUCUGAACUACGGCGCCAAGGUUACUGGACUGACUAUUGCUGAGAACCAAACUGCUUGGGGUAACGAUGCUCUUCGUCAGGCUGGUGUCACUGAGGAGCAGAGCCGCAUCGUCUGUAUGGACUACCGUGAUAUCCCCCGCACCAAGUACGACAAGAUCACCCAGCUCGAGAUGGGUGAGCACGUCGGUAUCCGUAAACUCACUACUUUCUUCCGCCAAUGCUAUGACAUGCUCAACGAUGACGGUGCCAUGUACGUCCAGCUCUCUGGUCUGCGUCAGGCCUGGCAGUACGAGGAUUUCAUCUGGGGUCUGUACCUGAACAAGUACAUUUUCCGCGGUGCUGAUGCCUCCACUCCUCUCUGGUAUUACGUCAAGUGCCUCGAGCAAGCUGGAUUCGAACUGAAGGGAAUUGACACUGUCGGUGUUCACUACUCCGGUACUCUCUGGAGAUGGUACCGUAACUGGGUCGGCAACGUCGAGGCCAUUAAUGCCAAGUACGGAGCCAGAUGGUACAGAAUCUGGGAGCUUUUCCUUGCCUGGUCUGUCAUCGCCUCUCGCGAGGGUAUGGCCACCUGCUACCAGAUGGUCGUUGUGAAGAACCUGAACUCGACUCACCGUGUCAACGGCAUUGCUUCCCAGUACAGCCUGGAGGGUGCCCUUGCCGCCAGCCGCAAGGCCGGCAAGUCGAAGCUGCCCCAAUAA